Molecule: messenger RNA, 877 nt
Organism: Nicotiana tabacum (common tobacco)
Lineage: Eukaryota; Viridiplantae; Streptophyta; Magnoliopsida; Solanales; Solanaceae
Product: iron-sulfur cluster assembly protein 1-like
Biological process (GO): iron-sulfur cluster assembly
Molecular function (GO): iron ion binding; iron-sulfur cluster binding
Source: RefSeq, a predicted model, not a curated record
CAAUUCUAAAAGUAAACCCAACAAAAAGUGUGGUAGUGGCCCAAGUCCAUUUAAUAACAAUUCUGAUAUCCAAAAAUCUAAUCUUCUUCACCCCCCUCCCCCUUCGAUAACCUCACCAUUCUUCUGCCAAUCUCUGAUCAAUCCGUCACCCGAUUUCGAAAAUGCUGAGGAAUGUCGCCGGAAGAAUCCUCCGGAUCGGUUCACAAUCAUCGACGGUGACGCCGGCGGUGCAGCGGCGACUAUAUCACGAGAGAGUGGUGGACCAUUACAAUAAUCCCCGAAACGUGGGGUCAUUUGACAAGAAUGAUCCUACAGUUGGCACGGGUCUAGUCGGUGCACCUGCUUGUGGAGACGUGAUGAAGCUGCAAAUCAAAGUCGACGAAGAGACCGGAAAAAUUACCGAUGCUUGCUUUAAGACCUUUGGAUGUGGCUUCGCUAUUGCUUCUUCUUCCGUAGCCACUGAAUGGGUGAAAGGGAAACAAAUGGAGGAAGUACUCUCCAUAAAGAAUACGGAGAUAGCGAAACAUCUUUCUCUUCCACCUGUUAAACUGCACUGCAGUAUGCUUGCUGAGGACGCAAUAAAGGCUGCUGUGAAAGAUUAUGCAGCAUAGCGGGCAAAAUUGAGUGAUAAUGCAAAUGAUUCUCAGAUAGGCAAAGCAGCUGAUGCUUGAAUACUUGUUGCAAGAAAUGAAGUGGUUUCAAGAAAGGAAUUUGAGGAAGAACCUAGAAUGCUUGUGUAUGUAAUAUUCUUUCGGUUUUCAUAAAUGUAAAGUUGACUGUUUGAAGUUUUGUUUUGUAAUCUGUUUGGAUAAAGCUGUGACCUCACUUUGUCCAGUUUGAAGUUUUACUGGAGCAAUUGAAUCACCUGUUUAAACCA